Messenger RNA from Sarcophilus harrisii (Tasmanian devil), 1772 nucleotides. RefSeq names its product CCZ1 homolog, vacuolar protein trafficking and biogenesis associated (gene CCZ1). Bases 136 to 1560 code for a protein of 474 amino acids. Lineage: Eukaryota; Metazoa; Chordata; Mammalia; Dasyuromorphia; Dasyuridae. Gene Ontology annotation, cellular component: Mon1-Ccz1 complex; intracellular membrane-bounded organelle. Gene Ontology annotation, biological process: vesicle-mediated transport. The record is from RefSeq and is a predicted model, not a curated record. The transcript has 15 exons.
UUGAGGAGGAGGAGGAGGAGAGGGAGGAAAAGGAGGAGGAGGAGGGUCCCAGUUUUUCCGUAGGGCUCGGGGUCGCGUGCGGUCGCCGGGGGGCCGGAGGCUGUUGCCUCCCCGCCUCGCUCCGGAGGCCCGGGGAUGGCCGCGGCGGGGGCGGCUCAGGAGAAGCAGUUCCCCCCCGCCCUGCUGAGUUUCUUCAUCUACAAUCCCCGCUUCGGUCCCCGGGAAGGAGAGGAAGAAAAGAAGAUUCUGUUUUAUCAUCCAAAUGAAGUAGAAAAGAAUGAAAAAAUUAGAAAUGUUGGAUUAUGUGAAGCUAUUGUGCAGUUCACAAGGACGUUUAGUCCAUCAAAACCUGCAAAAUCCUUACACACACAGAAGAAUAGGCAGUUUUUCAAUGAACCAGAAGAGAAUUUCUGGAUGGUCAUGGUUGUACGGAAUCCCAUGAUUGAGAAGCACAGUAAAGACGGAAAACCAAUUGUUGAAUAUCAGGAGGAAGAGUUAUUGGACAAAGUGUACAGCUCUGUACUACAACAGUGCUAUAGCAUGUACAAGCUUUUUAAUGGUACCUUUCUGAAAGCCAUGGAAGAUGGAGGUGUCAAAGUUCUAAAAGAAAGAUUAGAAAAAUUUUUCCAUCGGUAUUUGCAAACUCUGCAUUUACAGUCAUGUGACCUACUUGACAUUUUUGGUGGAAUCAGCUUUUUCCCAUUGGAUAAAAUGACUUACUUGAAAAUCCAGUCCUUUAUUAAUAAGAUGGAAGAAAGCUUGAAUAUAGUUAAAUAUACUGCCUUUCUCUAUAAUGAUCAACUCAUCUGGAGUGGAUUAGAACAAGAUGACAUGAGAAUUUUAUACAAAUAUCUUACCACUUCGCUAUUUCCAAGACACAUUGAGCCUGAGUUGGCAGGAAGGGAUUCACCAAUCCGAGCAGAAAUGCCAGGAAAUCUUCAGCAUUAUGGAAGAUUUCUUACUGGACCUUUGAACCUUAAUGAUCCAGAAGCAAAAUGCAGAUUUCCCAAAAUUUUUGUAAAUACAGAUGACACUUAUGAAGAGCUUCAUUUAAUUGUUUACAAGGCUAUGAGUGCAGCAGUUUGUUUCAUGAUUGAUGCCUCUAUGCAGCCUUCUUUGGACUUUUGCCGAAGAUUGGACAGCAUUGUUGGACCUCAGCUCACGGUUUUAGCAUCUGACAUUUGUGAACAAUAUAACAUCAACAAAAGAAUAUCGGGAUCUGAAAAGGAACCGCAGUUUAAAUUUAUCUACUUCAAUCAUAUGAAUUUAGCAGAGAAAAGUACAAUUCACAUGAGGAAAACGCCUAGCAUAUCACUUACAUCUGUUCAUCCUGAUCUUAUGAAGAUUCUAGGUGAUAUCAACAGUGAUUUUACGAGAAUGGAUGAGGAUGAGGAAAUCAUUGUGAAAGCAAUGAGUGACUAUUGGGUUGUUGGGAAAAAAUCGGAUCAGCGGGAACUGUAUGUUAUUUUGAAUCAAAAAAAUGCAAACCUGAUUGAGGUCAAUGAAGAAGUAAAGAAACUUUGUGCAACACAAUUCAACAACAUAUUCUUCUUGGAUUGACCAACAAAACAGCUUAUUUAAUAUGUCUAAAAAUUCAUAAAAAUUUUGUUUAAUAUUACUGGUUAUUAGUCAUAUUAUUGACUGGAUUAAUGAUAAUAGUAAAGCAAUACUUGCUUUGUAAGAAUAAAAUUUCUAUCGAUUCUGUAACUCUUGAUUGUAAAAUUUUUAGAUUUUAAAUAAUUAAGUGGAAUUAAUAAAAAGCAAGUCUACUA